GGCGCGGGCAGCCCAGCCGGAAGUGGCGCGUGAGGGACGAGGCGCAGCGCGGCGCGCAGCGGAGAGGCCGAGCGGGCGCCGGGCCCAGCGCUGUCGGCUGGCCGGCCCCAAGGCCUCAGCUGUCCAGAGGCGGCGCGGCGCGGCUCGGGGCGGCCCAGCGGGGCGGGCGGGCGGUCCCCGGGGGGAGGCGGGCCUGCGUGAGGAGGCUCCGCGGUGAAGGCGGAGAGCACGUCAGCCGCUAGGCCUCGGCCGCGUCCCUGCAGCCACAUGGCCUCCGGAGUGGGCGCGGCCUGCGAGGAGCUGCCUCCCGACGGCACGUGUGACGAGUGCGAGCCCGACGAGGCGCCCGGGGCGGAGGAGGUGUGCCGCGACUGCGGCUUCUGCUACUGCCGCCGCCACGCCGACGCGCACCGCCAGAAGUUCCUCAGCCACCGCCUGGCCGAGUACGUCCAUGGCGCCCAGGCCUGGGCCCCGCCAGCCCCCGAGGACGACGCGGGCCCCGAAGACGUCGUCGAGGCCAAAGGGGAGCCCGAGGGAGAGGUAGAGAGCGAGGUGGGCGAAGAGGAGAGCGAGUCGGAGGAAGAGGAGAGCGGUGAGUCGGAAGAGGAGAGCGAGACCGAGGAAGACAGUGAGGAUGAGAGUGAGGAGGAGAGCGAGGAAGACAGCGAGGAGGAGAUGGAGGAUGACCAGGAGAGCGAGGCGGAGGAAGACAACCAAGAAGGAGAAUCCGAGGCAGAAGGAGAAACUGAGGCAGAAAGCGAAUUUGACCCUGAAAUAGAGAUGGAGGCGGAGAGAGUGGCCAAGAGGAAGUGUCCGGACCAUGGGCUGGAUUUGAGCACCUACUGCCAGGAAGACAGGCAGCUCAUCUGUGUCCUGUGUCCAGUCAUUGGGGCUCACCGGGGCCACCAGCUGUCCACACUAGAUGAGGCCUUCGAAGAACUGAGAAGCAAAGAUUCGGGUGGACUGAAGGCAGCUAUGAUAGAGUUGGUGGAAAGGUUAAAGUUCAAGAGCUCAGACCCUAAAGUAACUCGAGACCAGAUGAAGGUAUUUAUACAGCAAGAAUUUAAGAAAGUUCAGAAAGUGAUUGCUGAUGAGGAGCAGAAGGCCCUUCACUUAGUGGACAUCCAAGAAGCAAUGGCCACAGCUCAUGUGACUGAGAUACUGGCGGACAUCCAAUCUCACAUGGAUAGAUUGAUGACUCAGAUGGCCCAGGCCAAGGAACAACUUGAUACCUCUAAUGAAUCAGCUGAGCCAAAGGCAGAGGGUGAAGAAGAAGGACCCAGUGGUGCCAGUGAAGAAGAGGACACAUGAAGACUUUCCAUUCCCCGUGGAAAACACCCCUUCCCCGUGUGUAUGUGACAGCGUGUAUGUAAUGGCUUCUGAUAUCUGUGAAAGCUGCCUGGCAACAAAUUUCUUCCACUGGAUAUGUCCCCAGGUCCACAGCAGGCACACAUGUCUCCAAGGGACAACAGGUUUUAUGCAUACUGACUGUGUGCGUCUUGUUCUCUUGUGGUAGGUCACAGGAAGAGCCCCUUUGAUCACCUUGGAGGGCUCUUCAGGCAGCUCCCCAAAGGCUGCUUUGAACUUACUCACUCAGGAAAGCCAGCCCCUGGAAUAUUGUGCAAGUCACAGGAUCACUUCUUAGGAAGGUUCUAGAAUAUCUUGAAAGGAAAUCAGUUUUUUCCUUACCUGCAAACAGAAAACCCACUUUGUUCGUACUGAAGCCUAAAGCAAGUAUGGCCAUACUGACUCAUCCGACAGUCUCUCGUAGUCUGUUUCUGCCUUUGUGGAAGGCAUUAGGGCAGCUGGGUGGAAAAUGGGAUUGAAGAAAGAGUCCAGAGCUGGAAAGAAGAUAUUUUUAGUACUUGAGGUUAUCUGGGACUUGAGAUUCAUAAUUCAGUGCUGUGGAAAUGGAAAAAGUGAUUGAAGAGAUAGAAAGGAAAUGACUUUAAGGAGUGUGGAGGGGGAGGAGUAAAGAAAUCUGAUCGAAAGUUGAAAUCAGUGUUUCAGAAUUCAGAUUGCCCGAAUUUUCCAAAAUGGCCACUAAAGUGUCUGAUAAAACCUGAAUUCUUGGGCUAGCUGUAUGGAUUAAUAGGCCUGUCACAACAUAGAAGACUGGCAUGUGUAUCGCCAAGUGGGAAUUGUCACUGUAAAAUGUACCAGUUCCACCCCCAGGUAAGCCUAAGGUGGCUUCAGUGCUCUGUGAGGAGAAUCCUUGCCACUCGCUGACUGGCUGGAUUCAUGUCCAUCUGCCAGCAAACAUUCCCUCUAUUCGCUACAGUUGGAAUCCUCCCUCCCCCUGCAGCAGGCCUUCAGUCCACCUCCCAUACCCCAGCUCUCCUCUCUGAUAUAGUAUGAGCAGGCAUGCCCCAGAGCUGGAUUUCCUGGCCUUCUCCCAUUCUCAGAUCACAGUUCCUUACAACCACAUUUUUCAGGGUCAAGGAAACAGUGGUGUGCUGGGAGAUACCCAACUGCAAGCUCACACACACCACAUCUUGUUGAGACAUGAGUUUUUCUUACCAAAUGAUUUGAAGUCGGGGAGAACCUUAUUUUUAAUAGAAAAACAAGUCAGAGAAGAGAAUGUUCAUACACUUCAACUGUUAAGAGAAGAUAGGAGACUUGGAAGGUAACUCUUGUUUGCAAUUGGGCAGUGUAUUCCCUCUCCUCUGCUUGUGUGGUAUUUCUAUGUUCCCAUUGAGAUUCUGUCUGAACUGUAUUCAAGCAGCCUUGGGGUUGCUGUUGACCAAGGUCUGUUUCCAGUGUCUCUGAGGCAGAUCCACGGAGUCUGCCUUGGGGGAAAUCCCCUUUUCUUGCCUGUCUGCUUGCCUGCCUAUAACCUGUGUACUUAUCACAAAGCUUUAGGGGCAGCUGAUGUGUGUGUGUACAGGAUAGUUCUGAGGCAGAAACAACCUGUGCUUACUGUAGGAGUCCUAUUUAUAUCAUUGUUCAAUCCUGUGCAUGCUAGAAAAUGAUUUAUUCCUUUGAGGACAGGAAACUGCCAAGCCUAUAUGCUCUAGGUUAGGAUUACCCUAGCUCUCACUACACAUAUAAGGAUAUUAGGGCAGAGAGGUGUUGAAGAUUUCAUUCCCAAACUGGUGACUGGUAGGUGGCUUAGACAAUUUUGAUGCUUUACCAUCUGUCUGCAAAGACUGGAGAAUUUAAUGCACCCUGAGUUAAUAACCUCCAAUGAUAUCCUGUUUAAAAAAAUUCUAAAAGAAGGAUCAAAAACACUCUAAAACGAAUAUGGAAAAUCCGAAGAUUGAAAAGACUUCAGAAUUUGGAAGCUUGUGUUGUCUUUCCCCAGUAAUCAUUGUUUGAUCUUUAUAUGUUGACCUUGUAUUACCAAUGGACAGAUCAUUGGCUUUCCAUACCUAAUCAUGCUAUUACUUUAUAUCAGUAUUGGGGAAUCCAAGCAUUUAUGUAGUGGUUAUAAACAGAAAUAUAAAAAUAUUUGCCAACCUGUCUCUAUAAAUUAUCUGUCCGGAAUCCUCAAGGAAAACAUUUCCCCUUUAUUUUGAACAAGUUUUGGAUUUGCUUUCUGGGCUCCUGCUGUCUCCAGCACCUGAUGAAACUUUAACCAGGAAAGCAUCAAACACAACACAGCAGCUUCUUCCCAGGUCCCAAAGUUCCUGUGGCUGCAUUUGUCAGUGUGAGAUGUAGGAUGCCUUCUGCAGUGGCGCCAGCUUCAUUCUCCGAGCUAGGCCCUGCUGCUUGGCCUUGUGCCCCAUCAUGAGGAAGCUUCCUGCCUUCCAGGUUAGUGUGAGUUAGAGUUGUGUAUCCUGACUGACUGUGGACAACAGAGUUUACCCAGAUCUCUGGGGAGAAAUCAUCACGUGAUUCAGGUAAAGAACAUCUCCAGAAAUGAAUUGGGUACCCACAGGAAGUACUGGCAGCCUCUGAGUACUUAGAGGGAUUUGGUCUUUGAUUUGGACAGUUCUAAGAAGUGUUUGACUUCUCAGCUGGACAGCCAGGACAAGGAAGUACCUGAGGACAGGCUGUGAGCCAAGCUCUCUGUAGAUCUACCCAGGGCAAGCCACAUGUCUGUAGUUGCUAGGAAACACAGGAACCAGUUUUAAACAUGGUUCUCCCUGCUCUGCAGUCAGCCCUCUGCCCUAUACCAUGACUCACCUCCAGAUUCAGAGAGAGGAAGAGGCUUUCAGUUCCCGAGUGCAAUAUGCUCAUUCACAUUAUAAACUACUUUUAGAGACAUCAAGAUGACCUUAUUCCUCUGCUUUAGUAGAUGUUUUAAAUACUCAUCAUUAACAUGAGGAAAUUUCCCCCUUCCAGGAGAUGGGGAGCCUUUUCUUUUCAGUGCUAUCCCUACAAAAGAAAAAAGGUGGUAUUCAGUGUGAAGGUGACAGCAGUCUUCAAUAUCUCCUUCUUUAUUGCUAUAGAAAAGCAAAUCUUCAUAUUUUAGUAAACCCAGCUACCAUGUUCUGUACUCUAUGAGAAGGUGCCAAUUCAAAUCACCGACUUUGGACUCUUUUCCUGGUGUGUGUGUGUAAAUGAGAGUGAGAUUUAUAUACACGUGCACAUACCAUACUGCUUAAUUAUUUUAGAGUUAAAUGAGAAAGACUCACAACUGCCCCUGCUGAUUUUAUAUACUACCACAAAGGUUUCUUCUAAGUCCAUACAAUGUCAGCAGAUAAUUGGAGUGUGAGUGCUUGCUGGCUUUCCAGAAUAGCCCCUAGUGGUAGGUGUCAACUUUUAAAGCACUGAGCCAAGGUGACAGCCAGGAAGGAAAUUGCACCCCACCCCUUUCCACCAUGUCUAAUAACAUGGGAAAUUUAGAUGCCUUGUCAUUUUGGUGACUUGGAUCAUUUUGGUCAUUCCAUUUGGGCCUGAGUGUACAGCUGCAGAAUUUAUAACCUUGUAGUAGUCAGAGGUCUCGGAAGUCCUAUCUCCCCACAGAGAAAAUGUCCUGCUGAUUCCUGACAUUCUGCUCUCAUGUAAUAGCUAUUCAGUACAUGCUUUUCAGUAAAUUGGUUGCAUGUUUACUGUGGGCUGAGCACAUUUAGAAUUUUGUUUGCUUGUUUUUUAAAGACAAAAAUCCCAUUGUAAAUCAAGUCCAGCCUUGCCCUAAGGGAACAGGCCCAGAGGGAAAUUGCAGAUCUCACUGACACUGCUUUCACCCCAGCAGUCUUUCUGAGGCCCCCACCCUAUGGAAUUCCAGGAGCCACAGGAGCUGGGUAUUCCCCAGGAAAACAGGAGAUCAUUUCGAUCAUUUGGUCUCACAUUACGUAAUGUGAGGCUGAGAACACACCAGAAACACCAGAACUAGGGGCCAGAGCAGGCAAGUGAAAAUAAAUGAAGACAUUUGGAGGCGCACUGGUGGAGAAACAGCCAGAGUCCAUGCUGGACUUGAUGUGACUUUGAGGGGACCAUUGAUGUAUCCUUUAUGGAAGUUAAACUUGACCAGUCUUUUUACAGUGACAAGCCACAACGCGUGAGUGGGUAGAGCCAACGAAUCCAUUGUCUUCUGCCUGUUUUCGUGUACACAGUCACAUUCCCUCCAUAGUCAUCGUCCCCUGCCACCCUUUCCACUAAACAAGGGAACACUCAAUCUUUCAAGGGAAUUGCAUAUCUGAGUUGAUGUUUCAGUAUAUCAUUUUCAUACUGUAAAUUAUUUUGUAAGAGAGAUUUACUGCUAUCCCAGGAUGUUCAGACUUGGCGCCCCUGUGCAUUUGGAAAUCAAUAAACUAUUACUGGAAAUAC
This is a messenger RNA of Peromyscus californicus insignis, 5715 nucleotides long. RefSeq names its product tripartite motif containing 44 (gene Trim44). The transcript is spliced from 5 exons. The coding region runs from base 268 to 1311 and encodes 347 amino acids. Gene Ontology annotation, molecular function: zinc ion binding. Lineage: Eukaryota; Metazoa; Chordata; Mammalia; Rodentia; Cricetidae. The record is from RefSeq and is a predicted model, not a curated record.